Messenger RNA from Rhagoletis zephyria (snowberry fruit fly), 1029 nucleotides. The record is from RefSeq and is a predicted model, not a curated record. Lineage: Eukaryota; Metazoa; Arthropoda; Insecta; Diptera; Tephritidae.
GCCGACUACCUGCUCUGUCAGGUGGAGAACGGCGGCAUGGUCGGCUCGAACAAGGGCGUCAACCUGCCUGGCUCCAACGUCGACUUGCCCGCCCUCUCUGAGAAGGACCAGAAGGACCUCGAGUUUGGCAUCCAGCAGAAGGUGGACAUCGUCUUCGCCUCCUUUAUCCGCAACGGCGAACAGGUGCGCGAGAUUCGCCGUUUCCUCGCCGAGCGUGGCGGAGAGAAGAUCAAAAUCAUCAGCAAGGUGGAGAACCACGAGGGCGUGAAGCGCAUCGACGAGAUCAUCGAGCAUUCUGACGGCAUCAUGGUCGCCCGCGGCGAUCUGGGAAUUGAAAUUCCCCCAGAGAAGGUUAUCCUCGCCCACAAGAUGAUGAUCGCCAAGUGCAACGUCGCCGGCAAACCGGUCAUCUGCGCCACGCACAUGCUCGAGAGCAUGAUCAAGAAGCCGCGGCCGACGCGAGCCGAGGUGUCCGACGUUGCCAACGCCGUCCUCGACGGUUCCGACUGCGUCAUGCUGUCGGGCGAAUCGGCCAAGGGCGACUACCCCAUCGAGGCGGUGCAGAUGAUGCAGAAGAUCUGCCUGGAGGCGGAGGCGGCCAUCCACUCGCGCUCGCUCUUCUUUGAGCUCAACCUCAAGACCCGCUCACCCACCGACCCCACCACGGCGACGGCCAUCAGCGCGGUGUCCGCCUCGCAGAAACUCUCCGCCUCGGCGAUCAUCGUCAUCACCACGACCGGACAGUCGGCGCACCGGGUGGCCAAGUACCGCCCUCGCUGCCCGAUCAUCGCCAUCAGCCGCAAUGCGCAGGUCACCCGUCAGGCGCAUCUCUUCCGCGGCAUUCUCCCCGUCUUCUACAAUGAACCGCGCGAGGCCGACUGGACCUCUGACAUGGACGCCCGCAUUGCCUACGGCGUCGCUUACGGAAAGAAGAGGGGCUUCAUCAAGGAAGGUGACAGUAUAGUUUUAAUUACAGGUUGGAAAGAGGGUUCGGGUUUCACAAACACUAUGCGCAUCAUCACCGCCUGA